AUGAUAUCUUCAAAUAUUAUCCGAGCAUUGAAUUUGACGAAACAAUCCACUAGAGUGAGUUUUUUUUUUUAAUUAAAUUUAAUCUUGAAAUAGAAUUCAAAAAGGUUUCAGAACACUUGGGUAUUAAAACGUGUAUUCACGCCUGAAUCAACUCCACCUGGCGGAAUUCAGAAAAAUCCGAAUGAUUUCCAUGAUUAUCAAAAAUAUGAAACAGUAGAGGUUGAAACAUUGAAAGCGGCAGGACCUAUUCGAGUUAUUCUAUUAGAAGAUGUUGAGGGAAUCGGUCAUCAGUUUGAUGUUGUAAAUAUUGACAGAACUACAGCCAGAAAAGACUUAUUAUUAUCGAAAAAGGCUGUUUAUGCAUCUCCAUAUGAUUUGAAAUAUUAUUCAGCAAUGAAAGAGGUUCGUUCAGAAAUAAUUAAGUUUUUUUCAGAAUAAUAAGGGAUUAACUUUCAGAGAAUGGCGGAUGAAUUGGCUGCACGUGUCAGAAUACCAUACGAAUUCAAAACAGUUGGAAGAGAUUUGCAGAAAUUAGUGGUUCCAAUCAAAGUAAACAUGGAAAAUAAAUGGGAAAUAAAUCGUAAACUUAUGAAAAGUUCACUUCGGCAAAUGGGCGUAUUUGUAGCUGAAAAUACAAUUCAUCUUGCUGAAAAACAAAUUACUGGACCAAAUUUCGAAUUAGAAGCUAAACUUAUCAGAUUUUACCUUGUUGUAAGUUUUUAUAGAACUUUUUUAUCAACAUUCAAUAUUUUGAAAUGAGAUAGAUAUAUAAGUAGUAACACAUUCAUAAUUGACUUUGUGUUUCAGAUCAAUCAACAAUACAUUGUUCCAAUGCUUGGUAGAAUUUCUCAUAUUUCUGUUGACGAUUCAAAACAAACCCUUUCCUCAUCAUUGACAACCCCAAAAGACGAAGAAUUGCUUCGAUUUAAUAUCCGAAAAGAAUAUCCACUCUACACAAAUUCUCAAGAAUUCACCGAAGAUUUCCCCGUAUUCCAACACAUGCGCGAAAAUGCUCCGUUGAAGCCACAAUAG
Messenger RNA from Caenorhabditis angaria, 1032 nucleotides. NCBI's taxonomy places the organism in Eukaryota, Metazoa, Nematoda, Chromadorea, Rhabditida, Rhabditidae. The record is from the annotation of a GenBank genome assembly.